Messenger RNA from Racocetra persica, 3458 nucleotides. NCBI's taxonomy places the organism in Eukaryota, Fungi, Glomeromycota, Glomeromycetes, Diversisporales, Gigasporaceae. The record is from the annotation of a GenBank genome assembly.
AUGGCCUCUCACUCUCUAGAAGUUUAUGGAAAAGGGACGGCUGUGUGGUUUCCUGACAAUAGGGAAGGCUGGAUGAGUGCUCAAUUGGUUACGAAAGAUGUGAAUGGUGAUAAUGUAAAGCUGACCUUUGUAACCGAUGAGGGGAAGGAAAUUGUUAUCACGACAACCUUAACUAAACUUGCUCAAACAAAUAAUGCGGAAUUGCCUCCUUUGCGUAAUCCUCCCAUGCUUGAGGCGGUCGAUGACUUGACAAGCUUGAGUUAUCUUAAUGAACCAGCAGUCUUGAUUGCCAUGAAUCCAUUUCAGAAAGUUAAUUUAUAUUCUCAAGAUAUUAUUAAUGCGUAUUCUGGAAAACGGCGUGGUGAAUUAGAGCCACAUGUGUUUGCUAUUGCUGAAGAAUCUUAUCGGUGCAUGAUUCGUGAUGAAAAAAAUCAGACAAUUGUUGUAUCAGGAGAAAGUGGUGCUGGAAAAACUGUUAAUGCAAGAUUUAUCAUGCGAUACUUUGCUUCGGUUGAUGAUAAAGAAAAACCACAAGGUGAUAAGAAACCAAAUAGUUCAUCUGGUAUGAGUGAAGUUGAAGUACAACUUAUGGCUACUAAUCCUAUCAUGGAAUCUUUUGGUAACGCCAAAACAACCAGAAAUGACAACAGUUCUCGUUUUGGUAAAUACCUUGAGAUUCAAUUCGACAAUCGCCAAAAUAUUAUUGGUGCAAGGAUUAGAACUUAUUUAUUAGAACGUUCAAGAUUAGUUUAUCAGCCCGAGAGUGAAAGAAAUUACCAUAUUUUUUACCAGUUAUGCACCGGUGCGCCUCCAUCUGAAAAGAAAAAUCUUGAACUCGGGGAUUACAGUCAAUUUCAUUAUUUACGUCAAGGUGGUGUUGGUACUAUAAAUGGUGUUGAUGAUGCGCAAGAAUUUAAGAUUACGCAAGAAGCUUUAUCCACAAUAGGUGUUACAAUUGAAGUACAAUGGCAAAUUUUCAAAUUAUGUGCUGCGUUAUUGCACGUUGGUAAUAUUCAAAUCACUGCAAGCCGGACUAGUGCCAUGGUGUCUGAAUCAGAUCCAGCUUUAAUUACCGCGACGAGAUUGCUUGGUAUAAAAUUGGAAGAAUUUAGAAAAUGGAUAGUAAAAAAACAAAUCGUUACUCGAUCUGAAAAAAUUGUUACCGAUUUGAAUGCACAGCAAGCUUGUGUUGUUAGGGAUUCUGUUGCAAAAUAUAUUUAUGCAAAUCUGUUUGAUUGGUUGGUGAACGUAAUUAACGGGUGUUUAUCCAAUGAAGAAAUCGAACAACAUAUCAAAAGCUUUAUCGGAGUUCUUGAUAUUUAUGGGUUUGAACAUUUCAAGAAGAAUUCAUUUGAACAAUUUUGCAUUAAUUAUGCUAAUGAGAAAUUACAACAACAGUUCAAUCAACACGUCUUUAAAUUAGAGCAAGAGGAAUAUAUGCGAGAGAAGAUUAAUUGGACAUUUAUUAAUUUCAGUGAUAAUCAACCUUGCAUUGAAUUGAUUGAAGGCAAAAUAGGAAUUCUUUCUCUUUUAGAUGAGGAAAGUCGUUUACCAGCUGGUACCGAUGCCUCUUGGUGUCAAAAACUUUAUAAAAAUUUCGACACUCCUCAGUAUAAACAAUAUUUCCAAAAACCUCGAUUCUCUAAUACUGGAUUUAUAAUUUCUCAUUACGCGCAUGGCGUUACUUAUGAAUCAGAAAAUUUCUUGGAAAAGAACAGAGAUACAGUACCAGAUGAACAUUUAGUAUUACUGAAGAGCACUGAUUUUGAAUUUUUAGAUGAUGUUUUGAACAAAGGUGUCCCAAAAAGUUCACCUACCACAGGCAAAAGUUCUUUAAUCAGUCUCAUGGAGACUAUUAAUUCAACCGACGUUUCUUAUAUUCGAUGUAUUAAGCCCAAUGAAGCCAAAGUCGCAUGGAGAUUUGAGCCUCAAAUGAUCCUCAGUCAAUUGCGUGCAUGUGGUGUUCUUGAAACAAUUAGAAUUAGUUGUGCAGGUUAUCCCUCUCGAUGGACUUUUGAUGAAUUCGUUCAAAGAUAUUACAUGUUGGUUCGUUCAUCGCAAUGGGGACGUGACCCUAAAAAAUUUUGUUCAAUUAUUUUGGAUGCUUCAAUUAAAGAACCGGACAGAUAUCAAGUUGGAAAUACAAAGAUCUUUUUCCGUGCUGGAAUGCUUGCUUAUUUAGAGAAACUUCGACUUGACAGACUAAAUGAAUGUGUGACAUUAAUGCAAAAAAAUAUGCUUAGACAUAUGCACCAAAAGAGGUACCAACAAUUAAAAACAGUAACUAUCAAAGCUCAAGCCUUAAUUAGGAAACGUAAAGCCAUGCGGGAUCUUAAGCUUCUUCGUGAAGAUAGAGCUGCAGUUAUGAUUCAAAAAACUUGGAGACGAUACAUCCAACAGAAACGCUAUUUGCGUUCUAAGAAGGCAAUAUACAAAUUACAGCUUUGUGCUCGCGGAUUUAUUGCAAGGCGCAAGUUCAAGGAUCUCCAAAGAGAUGCUGCAGCAACAAAAAUUCAAGCUACAUAUCGUGGAUGGGUUGUGCGUUGUGAAUAUAGAAAGACUAUUAGACUUAUUGUUUUUAUUCAAUCCUGUAUUCGGAGACGUCUUGCAAGGAAAGAGCUUAAGAAAAUGCGAAUUGAAGCCCGUUCUGCUUCUCAUUACAAGGAAGUCUCAUAUAAACUUGAAAACAAAGUCGUUGAGCUCACCCGAAGUUUGGAACAAAAGAGUCAAGAAAAUAAGGCACUCGAACUUAGAACUGCUACAUUAGAAGGAAAUGUACGAACUUGGAUGGAGAAAUAUAAGGAAUUGGAAGCAAAUGCAAACAAUUUCAAAACUGUAACCAAAGAAGCUACUGUUGCUAUCGAUGAAUAUAAAUCUUUACAAAUCCAAAAGGAAGCCCUCGAAAAUAAUUAUCAGAUUCAAGUUGAAAAGAUCAAAAGCAAAGAUAGUGAAAUUCAACGGCUAACAAGUGAAGUUAAUAAAAAAGAUGAAGAAGUUACCAGACUCCGUGAUGCUAUGAAAAAUAAAAGUGAAGAUCCUGCUACAGUACUUAAAUUGAAACAAGAAAUUGCUACUUUAAGAGAACAAUUGGCUAAAGUUAAAAGUGGUGUCAAUAAUGCAGCACCUCCAUCUUCGCAUCGUCCAACAGAAAAUGGGUUCUUGACAUCAGCAGGCACCACAACGCUUAAACCUCCAUCUCAAAAACGAAGACCUCGUCGACAUAGUUCAGCCGAAUCAUGGGGUCCCAAUGAAGUUACUAAACGCAAACCUAAAACUUCUAUUGACCUAAUCAUGGCAGAGAAACCAGGUUUAAGGCCUGCAUCAAUUUCAACUACUCAUGUGAGUAUUCCAAAAAUCAAGACACCAGGAGGACGUAUAAUUGGAGGUGAAGAACCUGAAGAACAGAUUAUGAAGCUUCUUGAAGAUGAUGAAGCGCUUGAUGAUGAAAUUAUCAAUAG